AUGGCAAAGACAUCCAACAGCCUCUGGGACCGGUUAUCCAUCCACAUUGAGACGCUAAAAGCAACGGACGCGGAGAGAAUGUGGAGAGAGGAGUUGCGGGAGACGAACGGGACCCCCCUGGGUGCUCCUUCUACAGCCACGUUACAUCCUCACACGAUGGGCCCAUCCGAGCUGAAGACCACCAGGGACAUACUUCCGGAGCAUUGGGCACUGACACGGAGGAUCCAACGCCGCAGGUGUUGA
Molecule: messenger RNA, 243 nt
Organism: Pelobates cultripes (western spadefoot toad)
Lineage: Eukaryota; Metazoa; Chordata; Amphibia; Anura; Pelobatidae
Source: the annotation of a GenBank genome assembly